UGUCACUUCCCGUCGAACCGUUCUCACGACAAGCGAAAAAACCUUAAACAAACAUCUAAAAAACUAUAAAUAAUAUAAUAAUAGGUAUACUAAAUAGUACUACAGAUAUUUCGAGUUAAUAAUAAUUGAUAAGAUAUGAUAAGUGUGACUCAGGAAAUCGAUCAAAAUAUUAUACUUGGAUAAAGAUCAUCUUUGGGAGUCAUUCAAGUUGAAGUGUUUUAAUUUUAUUUCAUUCAAUAAGUGAACUACUGUAAACAAUGUGUAUUUUGUGCAGGACAGUGCUGUUUAUUGGAUUUAUUAAUAUAGCUUCUUGCAAUUACUACUGCACAAUGAAAUCCUUUGAAGUGAACUGUUCCCGCAUGCAUUCCCAAGAACUUUCAAGCCAGAUUUCAGUCGUCUUAAACAAACAGGACAUCACACAUCUGGACAUCAGGGACAGCGACAUACGGACAGUGUCCGAAGACAUUCUAAGAGAUUUUGAUAAUUUACAGUCCCUGGAUAUCACAAAUUCAGGAGUUGAGGUUCUUGAAAACCACGCUUUUUCAAAUUGCAGUUUUUUAAGGAAGGUUAACUUGAAGUAUAACAAGUUAGAGAGUUUUAAUUUUGAGGCUUUUGAAGUAGAUAACAAGAUCUCUUUGUUAGAUUUAUCAAAUAACUUAUUAAAAACGUUUGAGAACUUCAACGUAAGUUAUUUUUCAAGCUUAAAAAUACUCAACUUGACUAACAACACUUUGACAUCACUGCCAGAAUCUCUGAUAGAAAAACUAAUAACAACUGAAGAAUUCUACAUGCUUAUUGACGACAAUCCUUGGGAUUGUAAUAUUUCAUCGUGGUCUGAUAGUUUGAGUUCUGUAAUGCUUGAGGCAUUUUGUGGAGUUGAAGAUACAACGUAUAUGACUGAAACGAAGAUAGACGAAGUAGUAGCUUCGACUACAGAAGCAUUUAAAGUUGUGUAUGAGGGCGAAACUAGUGGAAAAACUCUGAUACCUAUGGCGAUUGUAGAUGGAAAGUUUUUUGGCAACAGGAAGCUCAACAAUGCAUGCCCGGAUUGUGAUAUGAUUGGGUACGCUAUUUUAUGGUGUCUUAUAGGAAUUGUUGUCGGAAUAAUUGUUGGAAACGUACCGUGGAUGAUUAGGAUGGCAUGUAAGAAAUCGAAAACAAGCAAGGACAAGGAUGCUCAAUGUGAUUUAUCAGUGGUAGGGCAGCAAUUACACUCAGGGGUAUAUAGCGAAUUUAUUAGAGAACAAGUGACAUCUGUGGCAACGAACACAACAGACGAUGAACAAGAUGCUCAUGAAGAGACCCGAUUAUAGUAUAAUAAGAAAAAUGUAUCUAACCCCAUCGAAUAUUUUUUACUUUGUAUAACUCAUAUCCUUUGUAUAUAAAUAAAAUAUGUAUAUAGAAUGAAAUUUAUAGAGCUUUAUUUCUAAUUUUAAAAUAGAGGAAAAUAUAUGGAGCAACCAACAAUGAUUGAAUUAGUUGUAAGUAUAUUCUGAUUUUACUCGUUUGGUUGGCAAUAAAUUUAAGAAAUUCGAAUAAUGAAAAAAUAAAACUAUUUAUUAGAUGGGGAAUCACUAGAGUCAAAACAAACCAAAAGUUAAAUAAUAAGAUUAUUUUUUUUGCCGAUACUUAAAUUCGUUUUCCAUAAUAAUGUGAGACUAAUCAAUACGAGAUGAGAAAUAAAUAGAUUUAAUGUCAAGUUUUUUCUAAU
This is a messenger RNA of Sitophilus oryzae (rice weevil), 1711 nucleotides long. RefSeq lists its product as uncharacterized. The coding region runs from base 258 to 1313 and encodes 351 amino acids. Gene Ontology annotation, molecular function: protein binding. The record is from RefSeq and is a predicted model, not a curated record. NCBI's taxonomy places the organism in Eukaryota, Metazoa, Arthropoda, Insecta, Coleoptera, Curculionidae. The transcript has 3 exons.